CCGGGCUGCCCGGCCCGCUGCCUGCGCCCGCGGGUGGGCGGGGGCCUCCGUGGCGCGGGCGCCGGCUGCCCGCGCGGGGACAGUCGGGCCUGAGGGAGGGCCCUCCGUGACCUUGUGUCGCGUUGUCAAGGACGACGGGACGUGCGCGCGGGCCCUGGGCCCUGGCCCGCCAGCUGGGCCUCACUUCGUGCAUCCCCUAAAUGGGGCCGACGCCCGCACACACCCGGCUGUGAAAGGUGGCGCCGGGGCGGAAGCAGUGCACGUCCCCGGGGCUUGACGAGUUUGGGGCCGCCGGCUCUACCGAGGCGGGCGGAGGAAGAGAUGGGGUGGGUUUCACUCCAAAACGUGAACUCAGGGGCCGCCCCACCGGCAGGACUGGGCAUAUUCAUUCUUUGCCUCCCGCCUUGCUGGAGGUGAGGCUGAAGUUGAGACCGCAACUCCUUUUAUUUUAAUUAAGAAAAAAAAAAUUCUUUUUUUUUUGAAUUGAAGUGUGGUUGACACACAAAGUUCCAGGCAUGGAACGUAGUGAUUCAGCGGCGCCGCACCUCGUGCUGCGCUUGCUCGCUGCGAGCUACCCUAGACACCCACGGCGCCACUCCUUCUCGGCCUGUGACUGUCGUCGCUGUGCCGUGCUUUUCCCGUCGCUGUGCGGUACUUUUCCUGCCCACGUCAACGCCCCCUUCUCGCCGAGUGCCAUGGCUCACAACGUGCCCGGGCGGCUCCCCAAGUGAUUCGGAGGCUCACCGACACAAUCCUGCGGAAACGGAGGUGCUCGAGAGCCUGAUGAGAGACUCAAACGCCUGAACCUUGAGAUCAUGACCUGAGCCAAAAUCAAGAGUCAUACGCUCAGCCGACUGAGCCACCCAGGCGCCCCGGGAUGAUGGGAUUUUUUUUUUUUUUUUAACCAAUUUUAUAAACCUUCUUACAAGGUACCUUAAUUUUUGAAGCUCUAAAAAUAGGAGUAUUGAGGAGCCAGACAGUCCUGCAGAUGCUGGGUGUUGUCUGAAAGCUAUUACUGUUUUAGUGUUCAGGCCUCAGGAACAAGUGUGCCCACCCCCAGCAGGCACAGACCUGUACAGACCCCGUUUGGAACAAGGGCAGCUGCAGUGUGGAGACUCUGGCUGCAGCUUCAGAGGCAGUAACGCUCCCUGGCUUUUGGAGGCAUCAAAAUGUUCAAAUUCAGAGAAACAACUAAUGGCCUGGUGGGACCUGAUCAGGGUUUUGCGCGUCUCUCUCUCUUUUUUAAUGUUUAUUUUUGAGAGAGAGAGAGAGGUGCGGAGUGCGAGUGGGGGAGGAGAAGAGAGGGAGACACAGAAUCCAAAGUGGGCUCCAGGCUCUGAGCUGUCAGCACAGAGCCAGAGGCGGGGCUUGAACUCACGAACCAUGAGAUCAUGACCUGGGCCGAGGUCGAACACUUAACCAACGGAGCCACCCAGGCAUCCUGCGCAUCUCCUAAAGUCCUUUGUAGGACUUGACACCAACUCGGCAUGGUUCAGAACUCAGAAACAUAACCUUUUGCUGAUUCACUCGACAGCCGUCUCGGUGUAUUUAAUGAACGUCAACCCUCUGCUAACUCCAGAUACCUGCCCACCGCAGUGCAAGAUCUGGUGAGAACCUAGGCCCCGACGCCCACUUGUACACAUGCUGACUGUGGGAUCUGGUCAGAAGCAAGACCUGUGGCCCUUUGUGGAGGCAGGUAUAGCCACUUAGGACCUGGCCUGGAACUAACUAGAACAUUUCUGAUUUCACUGGGUGACUCUGAGGCUUUUUCUCCAAAUCAUUUCUUCUGUUUGUCAGUGUCCACUUUUAAUUCCACCAUCAAAGACAUUGGAAAUGUCACAAGUUGAUGCCACAGAUCCCCCAAACUUUCAGGAGUGACUGGACCGAAGGCCUUUGUCCCUUUUCAUGCCUUAUGGCAAUGGCAUUUGGUCCAGGCCCCUGCCCUUGGCAAUCCCGUGAACAUGGUCUGUGCCCCACCUAGUGGCUCCCAGCCUCCCUGUCCAGCAUUGACAAUGUAAGAAAGCUGAGUCCGAACAACCACAAAGUGUCACUGCUGGGGUCUUUUCUGAGCACGUCUGGCUCAGGGGAAGCCAGGGUGAAGGAGGCAGCCACCUCUCCCACCGCAUGUAUUCCUGGAAACUUCCACUGGGGGAUACCACUUGGAGAACUAGCCUCGAGGGCAUGUUUGGAAAGAUGCCUUCUGUCCUGGCAAAGCACUCUGGUCACAUUUUUCCCCCAAUUUGUAGAUGAGGUCAUUGUAGGCACUGGAAUAAAAAAUGUCCACCCAAACUCAAUCCGUGGCGUCCAUGGCUUGCAAAUUAAAAAUUAGUUUGGCGCGAGAGACCCUCGAGCGUGGAGAAGCCACUUUGUUCUGUGCACGGUUGGGCGCGUGUGUGCAUGCGGGCUCAGGUGAUGGCCCUGUAGUUCCUCGAGCCACCACUAUCACCUUGACCCGUGUAGCGAGCAGAAAGGCUGCCUGGGGAGGCCUUGCCUGCCUGCGGCCCCUUCCUCUGCUCAGCACGGCUUCCUGGUGGCUGCGGGGCCCCUCUCGAUGUCUGCUCUGUGCCAGUGAGGCUCUGCCCCCUUCAGGACCCUUGGCCUGGCUGGGUGCCAGGGAGCCCCACUCCAGCCAGAAGCCCAGGCCCGGUGGGAUCCUGAGCAGCACCUGGCAUCAGGCCUGCGGAGCCCCUCACCAAGACUGCAUCUCUGCAGGUUUGAAGCGGGUCCCCUCCGUCAGGAUUCUCCGGUCCAGUGGGGUAUGGGAGGGCAGGGUGGAAACGCCGCCAGGCACAGGUCAGAGGGGGCCAUGGUCUCAGCGUCAGCCAGGUGUCUCCGGAGUGUUGGGUGUUUGGGAAACGGGAAGGAUGGGACUGACCCCAGCACUUGCUCCACGUGGCACACAAGCGUUUUCCCAUCGCCUGGAAGUCGCCUGGGGGAGCAGGGCACUCCUGCUUCUGGGGCAGAGCAAGAGGGAUGGCGCCCCCUCAGGUGUCCUCACAGUCUGUCUGCACUUUGUACGAUGCGCUUCACGGUCAGGACGUCUUCCUGUGCCUCUUUGCCCUGGGCUCCGCCUUAACUCCUGUCCUGUUCAGGGGACCUGGGGCUGCCAGUGGUCCCACCAGGUACUUAUUCAGGGGGUUGAGGACAAAGGGGACAGAAGAUGCCAGCUGGGAACAAAUGCUGUGAAGGAGGCCUAAGAACCAUUUGACCAAACCCCCUUUCCCUACACCCAUAUUUAUCGUGAAUAUUGAAACUAAAGCAGUUGUGGGAGGCCUGGCUGGCUUGUCUGUGGACUAUGCAGCUCUUGGGGUUGUGGGUUCGAGCCUCACAUGGGGUGUAGAGAUUACUUUAAAAAAGUCUUUAAGAAGGGGCACCUGAGUGGCUCAGUCAGUUGGGUGGCCAACUUCGGCUCACAUCAUGAUC
Felis catus (domestic cat) is the source of this 3423-nucleotide messenger RNA. RefSeq lists its product as uncharacterized. Lineage: Eukaryota; Metazoa; Chordata; Mammalia; Carnivora; Felidae. The coding region runs from base 2277 to 3197 and encodes 306 amino acids. The transcript is spliced from 2 exons. The record is from RefSeq and is a predicted model, not a curated record.